CACCUGCUUACCGUAAUACCAACUCGAGUUGGCUUUGUGUUGUCAUGUACAACGAUGAAGAGUACAUCUCCCAGGUUGCCUGCCACAGUGCCGUGGGUGCCUCCCAGACUCCCGUCCCUCUGACUCGCUGCGGGGAAGGGGUCAACCCAACCCCACAAUGGGAAAGGGUUCCAAGCACAACGAACCCAUCCACGUCCCGCCAUCCCGUCGUGGCCCGUCUAACAGCAGUCCGUUCGCACACCUGAAAGGAGCCGAGGCCACUUCCAGUUACAUCAACCUGUUUACAAGAACUUGUUUCCUGCUACGGACACUAUCUUCCUCCUUUCCUCCACCCUGUUUUCUUCCAGGAGCUUCACGCCGCACAGAAACUUGGCCAUAUAUUCAUCAACCCUUGGCCUUCUCACACUUGUCUCGGAGGAUCUCUCUCAGGUCUCCUCCAGCAUCACUCCAGCUGCAAGCUGCACCCUCACCUUGUUGAUCCUUCAUCGGCGUCGUCCAAACACCACCGCCCCGUCGUCCACCGAUCGACCUUCCCUGCUACCCGGAACUUUAUCCACUCUUUACCUCGCUUCCCGACGGAACCGCACCCGGGUUCCUAGCCAUCUCAACCUCCUGUCCAUCUCAAGCAACGUUCUGCCUUCACUCUCUCUGCCACACAUAUAUACCACUUCUCCUACUUCUUUAAUAUCUACCCAUCUGUACACAUCACCAUCAUGCCUUCCUCAAGCCAAAAGUCAGACGUCACGUCCUCACUCUCCAAGCUCUCAAUAAACAGCAGCAAAAAGACGCCAUCCACCAAAAAGACCAAAGCACCAGUGGCAGACUCUUGGGAAGAUGAGGACGUAGACGAGGACGACGAUGAAGAAGAAGAGGAGGCCGUGAAGCCCCAAAGUGACGGCGCCAAGGCCCCGCCGCCCACCCCCAUCUCACCAACCUACAACGCCGCAGACAGGUCCUUCCCCAACCCCUACGGCAGCGUCGACUCCGUUGCCGGUGCCGGUGCGUCCUCGGGUGGUGGUGGUGGUCAGGACAGCGCCUCAUCACGCCCCAGGCCAGAAAAGACAGACGCCGUGGCCCGCCGCAUGAUUGCCAGCGCCCUAGGUGUGAAAGUGCCCCGGAUGACGGAGGAGCAGAGGGCCUACGACAAGGCUGUCAAAGAGAAGGAGCGGAAACGCAGGGAGGAAGAGAAGGCUGCUGAGAAGCGCCGGCUGGAGGACGCCGAGAAGGCCAAAGUUGCCAUCUGGGAGGACUAGAUUUUGCUUCUUGAUCCUCCUAGAUUCAGGGGCUCUAGUAUUCCCUCUCCUUGCAAGGAGGAAUGGAAGGGCCGGAGAAGGAAGGUAGACUAUUUCCCAAAACUCGCCAAUUUUUACUUGCA
This is a messenger RNA of Colletotrichum scovillei, 1375 nucleotides long. RefSeq lists its product as uncharacterized. Bases 714 to 1253 code for a protein of 179 amino acids. NCBI's taxonomy places the organism in Eukaryota, Fungi, Ascomycota, Sordariomycetes, Glomerellales, Glomerellaceae. The record is from RefSeq and is a predicted model, not a curated record. The transcript has a single exon.